CAGAAGGCGCCGGCGCCGCCAGCGGAGCCGCAACCUGCCGCGGACCUGACGUCGAAGGAGGAGGCUUCGCUGGACAUGGCCGAGCAGAAGGCGCCGGCGCCGCCAGCGGAGCCGCAACCUGCUGCUGACCUGACGAAGAAGGAGGAGGUCGUGCUGGGCACGGGCGAGCAGAAGAGCUUCACGCGUGCGUGCUCGGGCGGGUCGGAGCCGGCGCCAGCGCCGCCAGCGCCAGCGCCGGCGCCGUCAGCAGAUCCGCAACCUGCCGUCGACUUGACGUCGGUGGCGCCAGCGCCUCCAGCGGAACUGCAACUUGCCGUCGACCUGACGUCGAAGGAAGAGGAUGCGCUGAACAUAGCCAGGCAAAGGAGCUGCAUUCGGGUGUGUACGUCGUCGGCGGCGGAAUCGAUUUGCAGCGUGCAGUGA
Molecule: messenger RNA, 423 nt
Organism: Prorocentrum cordatum
Lineage: Eukaryota; Dinophyceae; Prorocentrales; Prorocentraceae
Source: the annotation of a GenBank genome assembly